AUGGGCACGGAGAUUUCUCAGCCGGAUGUCGAGGAACCGACGGAACCUCCUAUAUGUUCUUCUAUCCAUGAAGAACCCAAUAAACAUAAACCCAGCUCUACCUUAGGCCCUCAGGUCCGGGUAGACCAUUGUCCUGCCAACUACCAGGACUGGCACGCCUAUUAUCAGCAUGCCCAUACUAUCUCCAUUGCAGAUACUGCUCGGAUUUUGCGAGUUGAUCUACAACAUGGGCUUAGUAGUACCGAAGCGUCAUCUCGCCUUGAGCGGGAUGGACCUAACAAGAUUAAGAGUGCGGAGGGGAUAUCCAUGUGGAAAAUUUUGCUAAGGCAGGUGUCAAACAGUUUGACUUUAGUACUCUUGAUAACGAUGGCCUUGUCCUUUGGAAUCAACGAUUAUAUUGAAGGUGGAGUGAUUACAGCUGUAAUUCUCCUCAACAUCGUCGUUGGAUUCGUCCAAGACUACCGUGCAGAAAAGACAAUCUUAUCUCUUCAAGCCCUAUCUGCUCCGACCUGCAAAGCUAUUCGUGAUGGUAGAAUCGACUCCAUCAAGGCAGAAACCUUGGUGGUAGGUGACGUCGUCCAACUAGCAGUUGGAGACAUGGUACCCGCUGAUCUAAGAUUAUUUGAUGGUGUGAAUGCUUCUACUGAUGAGGCCCUCUUAACUGGAGAAUCGAUGCCUAUAUCUAAACACCCAGGUGCUCUCUUCACUACCAAAGAUAUGGCAGUUGGAGACCGUACAAAUAUGGCUUACUCUGGAAGUAUCAUGACAAGAGGCCGAGCCACUGGAGUAGUCAUAUCGAUAGGCAUGGAUACAGAAGUCGGGAAAAUCGCACAACUUCUUCGUGACAACACUCUUCAGGCAGAAAAUGCCUCUAUCUACACCCGGGUAUGGAAGCGAUUUAAGAGGAGCUUCGACCAGGUUUUAGGCCUGGUUGGCACGCCUUUACAAGUGAAACUCAGCAAAUUCGCCCUUUUGCUUUUUGCCCUUGCCAUAAUGCUUGCUAUUAUUGUUUUCUCUGCAAACAAGUGGCAUGUCCAAGGCGAGGUCCUCAUUUACGGUAUUUGCGUUGCUGUUGCCGUUAUCCCAGAAUCGCUGAUUGCGGUGUUGACCAUUACUGUUGCUGUUGGUACUAAAUCUAUGGCAAAAGGCAAUGUCAUUGUCAGAAAGCUCCAAGCUCUCGAAGCUGUGGGAGGAGUGACCAACAUCUGCUCUGAUAAAACUGGCACCCUCACCCAGGGCAAGAUGAUUGCUCGCAAAGCCUGGAUACCCGGAACCGGCACUCUCACCAUCCACGACACCAACAGUCCAUUUAAUCCUAGCAGUGGUCUUCUCCAAAUUGGCGGGAAAGAAUUACAACCAAACAACCUUGAACAAAACCCAUCAUUGACAAAAUUCUUGCAUACAAUCGCGCUCUGCAAUCUAUCUUCAGUAUACAAUCCGGAUAGCAAGCUAUCCACUGAGGGCUCUCCCGCUGCUUCCACAAAGGGCGGAGACUGGGUCGCGGUUGGAGAACCCACCGAAAUCGCCCUUCAUGUGCUUGCCAUCAGGUUUAACUCUGGGAAAGGCACUGUUCUCGAAAAUAAUGGUUUGGAACUUGUUUCUGAGUUCCCGUUCGAUUCUGCCAUUAAACGAAUGACCGUUGUUUAUAGGAAAGCUGGAUCUGAACAUGCGGCAGCCUACUCAAAGGGUGCUACAGAAUCCAUGCUUCCACUUUUAUCAAUAGACGACGACAUGAAGCAGGAAAUCCGGGCAAAGGUCGACAGAAUGGCAGGUGAAGGUCUUCGAGUCCUGUGUAUUGCACACAAAACCCUAUCCCCUGAAACCUUGAACAACCUCCCUGAUCGGAAAGAGCUUGAGACGGAUCUCGAUUUUGUGGGCCUAGUUGGCCUCUAUGACCCUCCCCGCAUGGAAACAGCGGGAGCUGUCCGUAAAUGUCACAUGGCUGGCAUCACGGUCCAUAUGUUGACGGGAGAUCACAUCAAGACCGCCACAGCCAUCGCUUAUGAAGUUGGAAUCCUUGGGAACUUGACCCCGAAUGUCCGAGCAAGCAAGGUUGUUAUGGCAGCCGAUGAAUUUGACAAAAUGACAGAUGACGAAAUCGAUGCAAUUGAAGCUCUCCCGCUUGUUAUCGCCAGAUGCAGCCCGUCAACCAAGGUCCGCAUGGUAGAAGCCAUGCACCGACGCGGGGCUUACUGCGUCAUGACCGGUGACGGAGUGAAUGAUUCUCCAGCUUUGAAGCGCGCUGAUGUUGGAAUUGCCAUGGGCAAGAACGGAAGUGAUGUGGCCAAAGCUGCCGCAGACAUGGUUCUAACGGAUGACGAUUUUGCAUCAGUAGUCAAAGCCGUGGAGGAAGGACGACGCCUCUUUGACAAUAUUCAGAAGUUUUUGAUGCACUUGUUGAUAUCUAAUAUUGCUCAAGUCAUCCUCCUGCUGAUUGCGCUGGCUUUCAAAGACAACGAGGGAAACUCUGUGUUCCCGCUUUCACCUCUGGAGAUCCUUUGGGCAAAUCUAAUCACAUCCUCUUUCCUGGCUCUUGGCCUCGGCCUGGAGGAGGGCCAGGCGGAUAUCAUGUACCGUCCCCCACACGACCUGCGUAUCGGAGUUUUCACAAAGGAACUCAUUGUCGAUAAAAUGAUAUACGGUACCUUUAUGGGGAGUCUCUGUUUGGUCUCCUUCGUCUCCGUCGUUUACGGUGUCGGAGGUGGCUCCCUAGGCCAGGACUGUAACGAAGGCUGGAACUCAAGUUGUGACACUGUUUUCCGUGCCCGUGCCACUACCUUCGCGACACUGUCUUUCCUUCUUCUGGUGACAGCCUGGGAAGUGAAGCAUUUCUCUCGUUCAUUAUUCAAUCUCGACCCAGCUCGCUAUCCUGGCGUUUUCUCUAUCUUCCCAUCCCUCUGGCGAAACAGAUUCCUCUUCUGGGCUGUUGCAGCUGGAUUUGUUACAACCUUCCCCGUCAUCUACAUACCCGUCGUUAACAAGCUUGUCUUCAAACACAUUGCCAUAUCAUGGGAGUGGGGUAUUGUGGCGGGUUGUAUGGCCGUCUAUGUUGCUUUGAUUGAAAGUUGGAAGGCAGUUAAGCGGGCUCUGAAGAUUGGAAGUGCUGGUACAUCUCUGGUUACCAUGCAAGACGCAGAGAUGAGAGCCGGCCUUUUCAUGUCGGAUAGCAUUCUGACCGAUAGUGUCAUCACCUCUCGGGAAGAGACCAUGGAGAAGAAAGAAUGA
Nannizzia gypsea CBS 118893 is the source of this 3225-nucleotide messenger RNA. RefSeq names its product calcium-transporting ATPase 3. The transcript is spliced from 5 exons. Gene Ontology annotation, cellular component: plasma membrane. Gene Ontology annotation, biological process: intracellular calcium ion homeostasis; calcium ion transmembrane transport. The coding region runs from base 1 to 3225 and encodes 1074 amino acids. The record is from RefSeq and is a predicted model, not a curated record. NCBI's taxonomy places the organism in Eukaryota, Fungi, Ascomycota, Eurotiomycetes, Onygenales, Arthrodermataceae. Gene Ontology annotation, molecular function: ATP binding; ATP hydrolysis activity; P-type calcium transporter activity.